Molecule: messenger RNA, 867 nt
Organism: Salvia splendens (bonfire salvia)
Lineage: Eukaryota; Viridiplantae; Streptophyta; Magnoliopsida; Lamiales; Lamiaceae
Exons: 3
Coding region: 17-766 (249 amino acids)
Source: RefSeq, a predicted model, not a curated record
AUGGGCCACUACUGGGAUGAACGAGUCGGCUGCUUCGAUGAGACUAUUUGUUGAGGGGUUUCAGCAGGUUUUCCAUUUAACUACGGAAGACGAAAUGGACCCACGAGUGCGCCAGAUUCGGGAAAUUGUUAAGAAUGUCCUCGAAUCUACGAACAACACGGAUGUCAUGGAGUACCCCGCUUCUCAACAUCAGGAUGUGGUCAUGCCUUAUGAACCAGAAGUAGUUCCACGGCGUCGUGGAGUGCCUGGUGUUCGGACUGGGGGACACGGCUACACAAAGCAGUUCAGGAUGUCCCAGCCGGUGCCCGAUUAUGUAGCACCAGAGACGCAGUAUCAAGUGCAUGACCCACCCCAGUGGUAUUCAUACCCGGCGCAUGAGUCACAGUCACAGUGGGAGCGUCCCCAGUAUUCUCCUAGCCAGCCUGAGCCCGAUUGGCAUCGUCGCCCAUAUUCACAAAGCCAGGACGCGCCGCAAUGGAGUGGGGCCCGAGCCUCGGUCGAUUCAUUCUUCCAGAAUUAUCAGGUAGUGCCUCCUGUACAAGCUGAAGAAGAGGAUGAUGAUGAAGGAGUAGAAGAAGAUGACAACAUUGUCGAGGCACAUGAGGAAGAAGACGUUCAGAGCAUCGGUAUCCAACCUCGACCUGCUGCAGAGGGUUCAUCACGAGGCGGGGUUGGGAAGCUCGUGAGCAAAGUGUACAAGAGAUUGUCCUCCAGGAAGAAUAAGGGUGUUGAACCGUCAAAAUAUACUCCAUCAGCGUAUAAGUAGCAAUUUUUCAGGAAGUCGGGCAGUGAAGAAUGAGGGUGGAAUUGUCCCAGGCAUGAUGGUGGAGUUGCUCGAAUUGAUGGAACUGAUUGUGCAUUUGUUGC